AUGAGUGAAGACUACAAGUUCACGAGCAUUGAGGCCGCUGCCUUCAAGAGCACCCUCGAGAAGCACCCUGGCGCCGCAGUCAUCGAUGUGAGAGAUGUUGACUUUGGUCAGGACGGCGGAGUGCUCAAUGGCAGUAUGCACGUCCCUGUCAACACGAUCGACGCUAAUCCGGACACUGUCCUCCAAUUCAAGGACACCCCAGCGUGCUUUGUCUACUGUAGGUCAUCCGGCAGGCGCGCCCACCGCUCGGCCCAUGCAAUCCAGACAGCCUUUCCGGAGAAGCCCGUUUAUCUGGUUAAGGGCGGGAUCCGCGCCCUAGUGCAAACCCUCCCAGCCAGCGAGUUUACUCAGCAUGAAUAA
This is a messenger RNA of Giardia duodenalis, 360 nucleotides long. Its product is annotated as Rhodanese-like protein. NCBI's taxonomy places the organism in Eukaryota, Fornicata, Diplomonadida, Hexamitidae. The coding region runs from base 1 to 360 and encodes 119 amino acids. The transcript has a single exon. The record is from RefSeq and is a predicted model, not a curated record.